AUGCGAAUGUCUGGCGUGUAAGAAGAAGACUGCCGAAUAAACCAGCUGAGUGACGCGUAAAAACAAAAUUUUACUUGCAUAUUAAUUUGAGCACACACCUAUCCAACAUUUUCAUCAACUCAGACUCGGGCACCCCAUAAAAAUGUUUAGGAAAUCUAAAACGCAACAACCAGCGCCUCCCACAGCACCUGGUAUAGAGGAAAUUCUUGAAGACGUAGAAACCUUUAAAAUUCCACAGGCCUAUGUAACAGAGGCACGCACUGCCGAGUUGCAAAAUGCACUACUCGCUGAGCCCGAUAAUCUUUCGCUUAAAAUCUGGUGGCAGGUAUUCGACGAUUACGAACAUAAAGUCAAAAAAUUGGCCGCUAUAAAUGAAAAAAUAGAUGUGCAGAAAACGCAACUACAAAGUUGCAAACGUAAACUCGAAAACAACGCCGAAGGGCUUCGUGUUGCCCUACAAAAACAGCUUGAGUUAAUUCAGGAAGGUCUACAUUAGCUUAAUGUGGUCAUAUGUUUAAAAAUAAAAACUGAAAACACA
This is a messenger RNA of Scaptodrosophila lebanonensis, 538 nucleotides long. RefSeq lists its product as uncharacterized. The coding region runs from base 143 to 496 and encodes 117 amino acids. The record is from RefSeq and is a predicted model, not a curated record. The transcript is spliced from 2 exons. Lineage: Eukaryota; Metazoa; Arthropoda; Insecta; Diptera; Drosophilidae.